GUUCUAUAGGAAGAAACACAUAGUUAAGGGAGCUCCUGAGACUCCAAUUCGUAGUCUCUAGCUCUAUGCUCCUUCAUAUCUUCGCAUCCGUUCCUUUGACAUACAUUAUUGGCCGACAGCGAUAACUAAACUACAGAGGGCAGCGGUUGAUACGCUGAUGAUUCGGUAACACGACAUUACCCUUGACCGCAUUCCUUUGAUUUUCUUUUCUGUUCUUACUAUUCUCCAUUUCCUUUUCAUGCUUCAACGCCGCAUCAUGCUUCCGCAACUGUUAUCGACUCUGCUAUUAUGGGUCCUCGGGCUGGGCGUGGUCCUUGCCAGCGAUGAAAAUAAUUUUGAGAAUGAUCCAAAUACAAGGAGGGUGCCAAUGAAAGCCUUUAGUAUACAACAGCCCUACUUAGAUUCCGAUCUGCAUCACCGGUGGUUUGACUUCGGGGGAGAUACAAUUAUUCGCACUGAUCAAUAUAUCCGUCUCACCUCUGAUCGUCCUUCUCAACGAGGUUGGCUUUGGUCCCGUGUUCCUUUGACUGCCACGAACUGGCAAAUUGAAUUGGAAUUCAAAAUCCACGGUGAAGGUAGCCUCCAUGGUGAUGGCUUCGCCCUAUGGCUCACGAAGCAGCGUGCGACUUCUGGCCCCGUUUUUGGUUCCGCCGAUCGAUUCGAGGGAUUGGGGAUCUUCUUUGACACCUACAAAAAUGGACGGACCGGCGUGUCCUUUCCAUUGGUCAUGGCCAUGAUGGGAGAUGGCAAAACGGCAUAUGAUGCCGCCUAUGAUGGCAGAGCUAAUGACAUCGGCUCCUGCUCGGCGCGAGGGCUUCGUGGCUCUUCGAUACCUACAAAGGCCCGGUUGACUUACUUCCAGGAUAAGUCGCUUGCCCUCGAUCUCCAAUACAAGUCAGAUUACAGUUGGACUCCUUGCUUUAAAAUUACUCCAAGCAAUGAUGUGUCUAUCAAGAUACCAUCGAUCUCUUAUCUCGGAUUCUCAGCCGAGACUGGCGAACUCAGCGAUAACCACGACAUUAUAGAAGUGAACACCUAUUCUAUAUAUGCGCAAUCCGGGGGUCAAAGCUCCCAGCCAGCUAAUAGCGGAAAGAAGGCUACAAACCAAGGCACAUCUGGAACUGCCGAGGUAAAAGAAGGAGGAAGCUGGCUCUGGACCCUAUUCAAGUUCUUCAUGUUCUUGAUUCUUAUCGCGGGUGGUUACGCUGGCUGGACGGCUUACAGAACGAGCCAACGCGGCUCGAGGUUUUGAUCCCGGGCAAUUAAUUCUACCCAGCGAUCAUCUCUACUACUUGUCUCAUAGUCUAUUUUGAGCGUUACUAUUAUACACCAUUCCUUGGCAGACACACACCCUUUGUAUUUCUACAUCUGUGUCUCAGUUUCUAUGAGCGAUGUUCCAGAAUGUCGGGGUUUUGGAUGA
Molecule: messenger RNA, 1420 nt
Organism: Coccidioides posadasii C735 delta SOWgp
Lineage: Eukaryota; Fungi; Ascomycota; Eurotiomycetes; Onygenales; Onygenaceae
Biological process (GO): endoplasmic reticulum to Golgi vesicle-mediated transport
Cellular component (GO): endoplasmic reticulum-Golgi intermediate compartment; Golgi membrane; endoplasmic reticulum membrane
Molecular function (GO): D-mannose binding
Source: RefSeq, a predicted model, not a curated record